GUCGUUUUCCUCUGUUCUCUUUGACGCUCCAGAAGGGACUGGGUUUGGUUAGGAGAAGACCGUGCUGCUCGAAUAGAAGCGAAAACACCCGAUUUGUGGUUUUGGUGGGUUUGGCUUUGGGAUCUUGGUGAUUGAUUGGAAAGGUUUUAAGAGGUUUGGUUUAUCUUUGGCUUUGGAAUUCGAGUGAUUGAUUGGAAGGGUUGCAAGGUAUGCUUUUUGUUAGAUGGUGGUUGAUUUUUGAUGAAAUUCUAGCCAUAUAGAUUCCGUGCUUCCACUCAGCUCCAAACCAGUUAGUGUUUGAAACGCAGCCAGCGAAGUUUCUUAAUGAAUAUGAUUAAGCAGACCGUUACUUUUGGGUGUCCACUAUUUGAUUCGAAAGUUUGGUUCUUCUGAGGAAUUUGUAUUUGAUUGAUUGCAGAUAGAGGUAAGUGUAGUAGCAAGUGUAGUAGCUACCUCUGUCUUUCUCCGCCUCGAAGACUCAGACAACUGCGGCUCUUCAAUCUCACAGGACUGGGAAUCCGUCGUAAUCAGGAAGAAGGUACCCAACGCCGCCGCCAAGAAGUGCGAGAAAGCCGUCAACGCUGCUUGCCGUGCCGGUGCCGAGAUCGAAACCGUCGAGAAAGCAUGUAGGUGAGCCCAUAACUCGGCCCAUCAACAUCUUCAACAAACUUAGAGAGAAGCUCUUCACUAACGGCCAUGGCUUCAAGGUUGCUUCCGCUGAGAAGGCUCUCGAGGCUUCUUCUUCUCAAGCCUCCAUCUUCGAAUUUCCGACCAAGCUCCUCUCUUCUUCUAGAAGCUUCGAGGUCUCUUCACCUCUCUGAUACUAGCCAUGGACCUCUCCAUUGGAUUGCUUCCAGAAGCUUCUGUUCUUCUCCCCCUUUGAAUCUCAACGAAGGCCCUGCCGCUAUCGAUUACAGUUCUGUACUGCAGGAGGAUGAAUUUCAUAAGCUAGCUGAUUCUACAAUACAUGACCUGCAAGAGAAAUUCGAGGAAUAUGGAGAUAGUGUUCAAGUUGAUGGCUUUGACAUAGACUAUGGGAAUGAGGUAUUGACCUUAAAGCUUGGGGAUUUGGGCACCUAUGUUUUGAACAAACAAACACCAAAUAGGCAAAUUUGGUUGUCUUCCCCAGUGAGAAUGUCAUGGAGCGUAAAUAUGGUCUGCCAUGUAAUAGCUUCAUGUUGUUCAUGCAGUGGUCCUUUUAGAUUCGAUUGGGAUCGGGAUGCUGAAGCUUGGAUUUACAGGAGGACGAAAGUUAAGUUAUUGACACUUCUAGAAAGUGAGAUGGAGCAAUUGUGUGGUGAACCCAUCAGCCUUUCAUAAACCCUGCAAAAGUGUAGGAGAUAUUAGAGUUUCAGUUGGAAAUUUUCUGUAGGUGUAUGUUAGUAAGAUCAGUUAUUUCCAUAUUUUAGAUUUGUAUCAUUUGUGAUGGUUAUCUUACCAUGAAUAAAGUACGAGAAUGAGAGCUGGAAUGGUAGAAUAUAUACAUCGCCGGUGAACAUGGAUUUAGUCAGAAACUGAAUAGUAGACAUGGAUGUUGUAGAUCGCAAGUGGUGUGAAAACUCUUUUCAUAAUGGCAGGAAUAAGGAAUGAGGAAAUUCGAAUUAGUUUAUUUAGUUUCA
Messenger RNA from Rosa rugosa (rugosa rose), 1619 nucleotides. RefSeq names its product frataxin, mitochondrial. The transcript is spliced from 9 exons. The coding region runs from base 697 to 1320 and encodes 207 amino acids. The record is from RefSeq and is a predicted model, not a curated record. Gene Ontology annotation, biological process: intracellular iron ion homeostasis; iron incorporation into metallo-sulfur cluster. Gene Ontology annotation, molecular function: 2 iron, 2 sulfur cluster binding; iron chaperone activity; ferric iron binding. Gene Ontology annotation, cellular component: mitochondrion. NCBI's taxonomy places the organism in Eukaryota, Viridiplantae, Streptophyta, Magnoliopsida, Rosales, Rosaceae.